Molecule: messenger RNA, 3015 nt
Organism: Aspergillus calidoustus
Lineage: Eukaryota; Fungi; Ascomycota; Eurotiomycetes; Eurotiales; Aspergillaceae
Source: the annotation of a GenBank genome assembly
AUGCACAAGAUUUCCAACUUUACGGGCCAAGCCCGUCAUGGUUGGGAACGAAUGACACCGGCCUUUGGCAUGUCGCGCCCUCACGCCGAGAUGGCCUCGCACUCCCUUCGACGAGCUCACGGCGCACCACCUAUGACUCCGCCCACCGGAAUCGACCCUACCGUCAACCUCUCCUUCAAUGUGCCGUUUUCCUCUACCCUUGCCGGCCCCGACACGGAUGACGUGAUCCACGCCAGUCCCAACGCUCUUCAGCGGUGGUCGUUCCCCGACGGCACCCCCGAAGGGACGCCCAUUCACCAGCUGCCGGUACAUCUCAGCAACAUCGAGAGCUUACGGACACUGUGUGCCCAAAUCACGGAGGGCAGUAAUGGCAGGGUUGAGGCUCUCAUCAGCUCAUCGGAACCCAAAACCGUUCCAUCCCUGCAGCGCCGGCCCCAAGGGCUCGCUACAAAUGUGUGCAUCACUGGAGAUGGAGAGACUGUGCGAAAAAUGCGGGCCAAAAUCUUGAAUGAGACGCCUAUCUUACUGCGAUGUGCGACCGUCGACGUUGAUAUGCACCUUAUCUGGGACAAUGCGACCAAGAAGGUCCGAAGUGCUGUUUUGGAGCACCUGGACACUCUAGCAAGCUACACCGGCACCGACAUCUUCCUGCUCAGCCCCAAACUCCGCGAUACGGAUAGUGCCGUCGUGUCAUCGUAUGGAUACGCCACCGACAGUGGAUUGGAACAACGCUUUCGGGUUUGCAUCUAUGGAGACAUGGAGAGUACGGAACAUGCCAAAACGAGGGUUUUGAUCAUGAUUGACCAAAUUCUCAAACGUCACGUGGACGCAUUGAAACUGGAACUCACCACUCAUACCUUGGUCUGCGGCCGGACUCGCAAGAAUAUCAAGCUUAUUGAAGCAGCCACCGGCACAGCCAUUUAUUUUCCUCCGCCGUUCCCUCGCAUAUUCGGUUACGUACCUCCCAAAGCCCACCGUCGAAGCGAGGAUGAAGUCUACAUCACGGGUGAUACCCAGGAGCAGAUUGCUCGAGCUAAGCAGAAGCUGCAUGAGCUGGUUAUGGGAGUGAAGGUUUAUGUCAAGGAUGUCUCUGUCAACUCGAACAAGAUCGAUAAUAUUCUGCUUGACCGGUUGGACAAGGUUCGGAAGGUGAUGGAGAUGAACGGGUCCUAUGUGCUUUUCCCUCCGCUCGGCAGUCAACGGGGAUGCGUGCGCAUCCAGGGAACCGAUGUUCUGCACGUUGAGCGCACCGUCAGGGAAAUCAUGGCUCUGGCCGGUCAAUUUUACAGCGCUUCGUGGUGGAUACUUGUUCCCGACCCAACGCCUGGAGCAGCCCGGACUCCUUCUCCUGCCGAGGUGCGAACAAUGCUCUCCGAUAUUUGCACCAACUCCGGCGCCGAAGUCAGCUUUGACAAUCUGAAUUUCACCAUCAACGGAUCGGACGACGCAGUCAAAGCGGCCAUGAUGGUUAUCAAUCAGAUUCCUUUCGUCCAGCGUAGUCAAUACCAAAUGCGAGUCAAGAUCGAAUUGGCGAACGAGCACAAGGAGUUUGUCAGCGGCAAGAAGAAUGGCAAGAUAAACAAAAUCAUGGGACAAAGCAAUGUUCAGAUAAUUUUCGAUGGCUUCAAUGAGUACAAUUUCUACAUCGAUGUGUGUGGAAACCAGUACGACUCGACGAAGAACGGUCUUGAUCUUGUUGAACAAGAAAUGCCGGCGUCAAUCUCCUUCCACGUGCCCGAUCAGUACCACAAGCGGAUUAUUGGUAUUGGUGGCCAGCAUAUUCAGCGUAUCAUGAAAAAGUACUCUGUGUUCGUCAAAUUCUCUAACGCCAUGGACCGCGGCGGUAUGGGUAAAGACGACGACGAUAUCAAGGUUGACAACGUCAUCUGCCGUACGCCUGCACGGAACGCGCAGAGUCUGGAUCUGGUCAAGCAGGAAAUUAUGGACAUGGUCGAGAAAGUGGACGCCGAGUACGUCUCUGAACGCGUUGUGGUCAACCGACUGUACCAUCGCGAGUUGCUUGCCCGCAUGUCGGAAAUUGAUGAGCUUGAAAAGAAAUGGAACUGCAAGAUUGAGUUCCCAAGCACAGAAUUGGCAAGCGAUGUUGUUACCAUUUCUGGACCUGAAUAUCAGGUUCCGCAGGCCGUUGAUGCCUUGCUGGGAAUGGUACCUGAAAGCCACGAGCUCCUUUUCCAGAGUUCCCCUGAACUGCGAGAGUUUUUCAAAGAUGCAAACUUCCGCGAGGACGUAUGCAUUAAACUCAAGGAACAGUACGAGGUGGAUACCAGUGUGGAUAUCAGCCCUGAGCCCCCUGUGUCCGAGAGCGGCUCGGAGUCCCCUACCAUCCCUGCCGAGGACCGUGUCGUACUUGGCUACACUCGCAACAAUGCUGGUGGGUUGAAAGAUGCAAUCGACUACUUGAUUUCCCGACUAGUUGCCCACGGCCUCGACGCCACCACGGUCAAAGGAGCCAUUCCGCGACCCAAGUCGGACUCUUUCGAGGAGUCUUUGCCAUUCUUCGACUCGAAGCUGUUGCAGCAUGCGCCCACACCACUCGCGACAGACUCGCCCACUCGGCCCAGCUUCAACGACGAAUCAAGCGAACGUGGAUCAAUCUUCGAGCGACUCCGCAAGCCCGGUAGCAUUUCCUCGUUCUCCUCGUUCAUUGGCCGCAAGAAUCACUCGGCCUCUCCUGCUUCAUUCUUCAAGCACGCCUCUAGCAAUGCCUCCAAGGCAUCGCUGGUCUCGAUGGAGUCCCGAGACAGCGGGUACCGCAACCCCUGGAACGACUCUGGCGUGAACCUCCCCGAGGACGACCUGCCCGCCCUUGGAAGCUCCCACAGCCACAGCAGCAGCAAUGGCUGGCCCGCGCGCUUUGACACGAAAUUUCCAUUCGGUACCGCGCCGGGGGACAUGACCCCCAAGCAUGACCUCCGGGCGUCUUUUGAUAGUGGUCGUCCUAGCACUUCCAAUUCUACUUCUGGAUACCCGGCCCCUAUUGGGCCACCGCGUUAA